Messenger RNA from Brassica rapa (field mustard), 841 nucleotides. Its product is annotated as G patch domain and ankyrin repeat-containing protein 1-like. The record is from RefSeq and is a predicted model, not a curated record. Gene Ontology annotation, molecular function: nucleic acid binding. NCBI's taxonomy places the organism in Eukaryota, Viridiplantae, Streptophyta, Magnoliopsida, Brassicales, Brassicaceae.
AUCAGUGAUCACCUUGUCUCGAGGGAUUCUAGGUUUCCUUGAGUGUCACGUAAUUUUGGGUUCGAUUUUCUUUUAUCAGAGAUUCAACUAAAUCAAAGGUUCUUUUGGAUACAAAAGGAGGAAGAUUCCACAUGAUGGUGGAGACCUCUGAAAGAAGCAGUUCGUUGGAUGUUGCAAUAGAUUCUUCAAACAUAGGGUUUAAGCUUCUAAAGAAGCAAGGGUGGAAGGAAGGCACUGGUCUUGGAAUCUCUCAACAGGGUAUAUUAGAGCCUCUGCAAACAUUGCUCAAAAAUAACAAACGAGGACUUGGAGCUGAAAUUACAACUAAGAGAAAAGCGGCAAAGCCUCAUCACUCUAUUGCUACAGAUUCUAAACAAGUCGCUAAGAAAGCAAAGAAACUGUCUAAGAAGAUGCGGAAGAUGAUCGAGCACGAGAAACACUUGCUGGAAAAGGAAUUUGAACGAGCUUUCUUUAGAGAGUUCUGGCCUGAUAAUGUAUAAAGAUAGAUUACACUUGUUUCUUUCUUUUUUGUUCCUUUUUGAACUUAAUAUUGGAAAACGUUAUAUUGACAUUCUGAAAUUAGAAUGACUUUAUGCAGGCCCUGGUUAUAGUAAACCAAACAUGUUUUCAUCUAAUUGCUUCUCUAAUAAGGAGAGGAAAGUGAAGUGAUUUAUAAGGAUAACACACUCAAAAACCAUAACAGAGAUUGUAAACUUACUAAUAGAGAUGACUAAUUGUCUAUAGAACUUAAAACAUAAGAAAUAAAUUACCAAAAUGGGUAAGUGAUCAAACCAAACAAAAGUCUUCCUCUCUCUUUCUGUCUUUCAUCUAAAGAUUUAAC